This is a messenger RNA of Verticillium alfalfae VaMs.102, 1614 nucleotides long. RefSeq lists its product as hypothetical. Gene Ontology annotation, molecular function: transmembrane transporter activity. NCBI's taxonomy places the organism in Eukaryota, Fungi, Ascomycota, Sordariomycetes, Glomerellales, Plectosphaerellaceae. The record is from RefSeq and is a predicted model, not a curated record. Bases 1 to 1614 code for a protein of 537 amino acids. Gene Ontology annotation, biological process: transmembrane transport. The transcript has 6 exons.
AUGGCAACAAUAACGUCCACAACCCAAACGGUGUCUACCGUGUCCCUAGAGGCGCGGAAUACAUCAACGGGCGGUCAAAGGCUGUCGCUUGCCAGGCCAGACACCGUGGCAAGUCGGACUUUCCCGUCGGUCUACUCCCGCUUCAGCAAAACACAGAAACGCUCGACGACUUACACCACUGCUAUUGGCGGGCUUUUAGCUUCCAUGUCCACGACCAGCGUCUUUGCUGCUGUUCCAGAGAUCACGUCUACUUUCGGCACGACACCAACAGCCAUCAACAUCAGCAAUGCCAUCUAUCUCGUCGUCAUGGGGUUGGCCGCCUGUUUCUGGGGGCCGUUGUCGGACGUCUUUGGGCGAAGAACGGCUUACAUUCUGAGUACCCUGCUGUUCUUCGCCUCUUCGAUUGGUACGGCACUGUCGCCGAGUCUGCCUGCCUUCUUCUUCUUCAGGUCAUUGACGGCCGCGCAAUCUACGGCGUUCCUCGUGCUUGCAUCGAGCUGCAUCUCUGAUGUUUUCCAUCCGACGGAACGCGCGACAGCCAUGGGAUGGUUCCUCCGAGGGGUCGCCUUUGGUCCCGCCUUUGGCCCCAUCCUCGGUGGCAUCAUCGUUACUUUCACUUCAUGGCGCGUUAUCUUUUGGGUGCAAUCUGGUCUAAGCGGCGUGGCCUUUCUGCUUGUCUUCGCAUCUUCGGCCAUUGGGUUCAACAUGUACUCCCUCUUGACCCCGAUCCGUUACAUCCUUAACCCCAGGCUCGGACUUACGACGCCCCUACAGUCGGGUCUGAUCUACUUGGCCCCGGGGGCGGGCUAUCUAGUAGGCACAACACUCGGCGGCCGCUGGUCCGAUCAUAAUGUCAAGUCGUGGAUGCAUCGACGCGGCUUCCGGCUGUGGGAGGACCGUCUACGCAGCACGCUCUUUUUCAUGCUCGGACUCUUACCGGGUUUCACACUCCUCUACGGCUGGGCGGUUCAGGAGGGCUGGGGCGGUAUCGCGUUGCCCGUCGUUUGCCUAUUCGGUCAGGGGGUGUGUCAGACCACGACGUUCCCUAGCUUGAAUGCAUACAUCCUCGACAUCAUGCAGGAUCAAAGUGGGAAAGCCUCAGGGACGGGUGGACGAUCAAACGGCAACGUCGGCAUCUUGAAGCUGGCCAGGAAGGGCUCCGCCACCAACGUACCCACGAGAGCCUCGCGCUGUGGAGUGGUGCCAAUAGGUCUUCCCCACAUCUAUUGGGCGCUAAGGGGCCCCCCGCGCACCAGUGACGGGUCUGGUUCUGGAGGGGUGAAUAAGAUGGAGGUAUUAUUGAAUGUGGCUCGGAUGCGAGGUCUUCUCAUCACAGCACCCGUAGUGGCGGUUCCCAACGACCUCUUGCCAAAAUAUUCGCCAUCCUAUACCGAGGCCAUACAGAUACAUCCACCACAGUCAGUUAUAGGAACACAGAGCGGCAUUUAUCCCUUCAAAGAUGAGAAGCCUCAGAGAGGAAAAAAAGAGCGACGAUGUCCUCCCCGAAGUGAAAAGACCAAGACAGAGCAGAAGGCCAGGCACCUUCGAGGCGGGGCCGAGUCGGCGUGGUCUCAACCUCACAAAGGUUACAAGUAUAUCGUUGGCACCGAUUAA